This is a messenger RNA of Saccharomycopsis crataegensis, 1539 nucleotides long. It is a transcript of the gene TRM13, whose product is annotated as tRNA:m4X modification enzyme. Lineage: Eukaryota; Fungi; Ascomycota; Saccharomycetes; Ascoideales; Saccharomycopsidaceae. Gene Ontology annotation, biological process: tRNA methylation. The record is from RefSeq and is a predicted model, not a curated record. Bases 1 to 1539 code for a protein of 512 amino acids. The transcript has a single exon.
AUGGGAGAGAUUCAUGAUGCUCCCCGAAAAGAACCUUUUCCUCUAGAAACUCUUGAUGGUGAUCAAAAUGCCAAAAAACGGAAAAUCACUAAAUCCCAGAAGAAAGAUGGAAAACCAAAGUUCCAUUGUACCUAUUUCAUGAAAAGUAAGAAUAGAUCCUGCAAAAUGAUGAGGCGUGAACUGGAGAAAUAUUGUCCGGCGCAUAUUAUUGCAGCCACUGAAGAGCAGAAGAAUAAUAACGGAGGUGAUAGUGAGGAAUUAGGUACUGAGAGCCAGCGAAUCCCAUGUCCCUUGGAUCCUUCGCAUAGUAUCUGGGAAAGGAACUUAAAAAGUCACGUAAAAAAAUGCAACAAAACUAAGGCGAUAAAAGAGCCAGAGACUAAGUCUUGGUUCAGGAAGAACUUCAAUAGUUGCUCCUCUGAAGCACAUAAAGAAGCUAGUGAGAGCAACAACCUCGAUACCAAAUCAGAAGAUUACUACAAAUACUGGAUCCCAGUUGUAGAGAAAGCGUUUGCUAAUCUCAUUUCAAUUCUCCAAGCUCAAGAUGCUAGCUUUUCAGAGAUUUUACCACUAGAAAACAAAUCUGGUGAAGGAGAAUCUCUGUCAGUGAUAAAAUCGCGAUUCAAGGAACUUGGUAACCAAAAACACAUUAUUCAGCAGUCUUCCCUCAUUUCCCACUUAAUUGAAAAUGGAUUGUAUGGUAAUGACAAAGAUUAUAUUGAGUUUGGGUGUGGCAGGGCAGAAUUAUCAAGAUAUUUGGCCAAGGACAUUGUCUAUAGGACAUUGUGCACGCAUAAAGAUCAGUUGGAUGAUGUUAGUAUGCCGGGGUUUCUAUUGAUUGAUAGGUCUGGUAGUCGAAUGAAAAUGGACAGCAAAAUUGCUAAAGAUUAUAUGGAGGUCAGACAACUGAUAGAUUUGUCUACUUCCAACACCAAAUCUGAUGUGGCAUCCUCCGAGUUAUCUAAAUUAGCCCCAUUUGUCCUACGAUUAAAAACGGACAUUAAAGAUCUUUACCUCGAUGACGUUCUUCAAACUCCUCAAUUCCAGAAAAUUUCAAGGAAAUUUGUAGGGAUAUCAAAACACUUGUGUGGCUGUGCUACAGAUCUUACUCUUCAAUGCAUUUUGAAUGCAAAAACCUUGGAGACGCAAUUCGGCGGACUUGUCGUUGCCAUGUGCUGUCGCCAUGUUUGUGACUAUUCUAUGUUUUUACCUGAUUCAAAGAGAUUCUUGUCCCAAAUUUUCGAAUGCUCUCUGUCUAAGCUCGUUUCAAUUUUCAACGUUCUCACCAAACUCGUAUCGUGGGCCACUAAUGGACGUCGCCCUGGAAUGGCUGACGACGAUAUUAAUAAUCAUCCAUCCAAUCUAACAGUUUUGCAAAGAGAGGCAUUGGGUUUGAAGGCAAGGAGGAUCAUUGAUGAGUGUAGAGUCUUUGCGAUGAGGGAAAAGGGGUAUAAUGUGAAGAUUGCUCGAUAUGUGGAGCUGGAUAUUUCCUUGGAGAAUGUUUGCAUGAUCGUCAUUCCAAAGAAUGAAGAUAAAUAA